ACAAAAAGAUUUCCAUAUGGACCAUAAACAUGAGACAGAUAUUAACGUCAUACACAGUCCUGACAAAAAGAAACAACUACAAGAAUGCCACAAGUUUGCCCUCUAUAGAUGUGGUAAAAUCUUUUUGAAGGUCUCCAAGUUGACUCGUUACCUUACAGGAGAACAAUCCUAUCAAGCCAAAUGUGCCCUUAGACAGGCUUUCUUUACAUGCAUCCAGAAGUUGAGAUUGAAACCAUGUUCGCAUCGUAAAUACAACAAGGAUUACAACAUCGAGAAGUUCAGGAAGAAACUUGCUGACAGUCUCUGGGAAAAUCGGUCAUGUGUUCUGUUUACUAAGGAGAGCGACAAGUAACGCCAUCUAUGUAUUGCACCAAUAGCUGGAAAAAAAAAAGGACGAGUUGAAAAACGUCAGUUCAGAGUUUUGACAUUUGAAAAUAGAGUGAAAAAUGCACAAGUAAUCCGCAGAGGUGCAAUGAUUAAUUGAUGCUGUUUAACGUGGUUUUUUGCUUAAACUGUGCUGACACACGAGUAAUGUAUUCACGCUCACGUAACUAUUGCGAUGGAAAAUAAUUACAAGUUUAUUUUAAGUAGCACGUGACUUUAUAAAGGAUCUAAUAAUCUUGGCAGCCAUAUUCACCACAUUUCGGAGUUACAGUACACGAGAAUAUCGAUACUAUAGGAACUGCUCCCAAUAGGGGGCGGAACCGAAGAGAAACACUGGGGACACGUGCCACCAAUGUUUACUCGGUAUCGAAGUGCCCCAUUGAAUGGGGAAAUAGAGACUUACAAAUAACUAUUACGAACAUUCGCUGUUAACGUUUCGGUCAAGGUUAACAUAACAAAUAAGGUGCCCCCCCCCCCAAAUUGAAACAUGUUCCACCACCCAUGAAUCUCCAUAUAUUCAUAUAGGUAGUAAUGUAAUAUUGAUCAUGGCGCAUAGAUGCGAAGUUUUGAAAUUUAACAGAAAGCUUCGCGUAUAUAUAUAUUAUUUCGUACCUGAUAACAGCCAAAGUAUAAGUUAUUGAAAUUUCUGUAAAGUUUUAAUUAUUAUUCCGUAUAUAUAUAUAUAAACGAUCCCUGCUUUGCUAUAAACUAUUUCAUCCUGGCGUUAACCUUUAGUGAAAGAUAGUACGCUAAAGCGAGUGUAAAGUUUCGAGUUAUUAUUAUUCUGGAAUGUUCCGCAGAGCCUAGUUUUACGUGGUCGAAGACAUGAAUCCACAUAAAUUUGUUGCAGCGUCUAAUCAAAAUGAAAGCAAAUAUUAAUAUUUGAACCAUGUGCGGAUUUUUUCUACCGACUGUUGUGGAAAAAGUUCUGUAGAAUUUCUUGGUGACACAGAAAACGUAGUCAUUGUAUUGCUUUAGUUUUAAUAAUGCAGCGUGGUUGUCAACCGUUAGUUUUAACAUUAUUUUUAACGAAAUUCUUCAUAAAGCACGUGCAAGUAUAUACUUUGGUGGGUGAAUUUCAGCCUCAUCUUGAAGGUAGCGUGUAAGUGCACUUCUGGUAUUUAUGUCACUGUAAAGUGUCUUGAUCGUUACUAAUAAUGUAAUAAAAUGGAUUUAUUCGUAUUAUUCUAUAUAUAUAUGUAAAUGGAGUUGUGUUAUAAGGUGUUUAAUCAAUAAAAUGGUGACUGUUAA
Messenger RNA from Limulus polyphemus (Atlantic horseshoe crab), 1635 nucleotides. RefSeq lists its product as uncharacterized. Lineage: Eukaryota; Metazoa; Arthropoda; Merostomata; Xiphosura; Limulidae. The annotation marks the transcript as partial. The transcript has 3 exons. The record is from RefSeq and is a predicted model, not a curated record.